Messenger RNA from Amoebophrya sp. A120, 3307 nucleotides. NCBI's taxonomy places the organism in Eukaryota, Dinophyceae, Syndiniales, Amoebophryaceae. The record is from the annotation of a GenBank genome assembly.
UCAGAAGAUCCUGCCUUUGAUGAAGUCACAGAUCCCGAUAUGCUUCUGCUUAUUGAAGAUUCCCCGCAUUGUUUCCUUGCGCUAGCCGGUUUAUCCUUCCACUUUCCAAGAAAUUGAGAUUCGGACAAACUCAACCGUCGAAAAUCAAAAUGGAGUCGUCAUCCGUGAGGCCCCCACCUCCAUCGCCCUCUGCCAGAAAUGGAGGCGGUCAGGUGGAUAAGGUGAAGAAGCACUGCAUCAUUCUUGCUGCUGGCAUAGCAAGUCCACCCAUCGCACCCUACACACAACAGAUGCCAAAAUGCUUCCUGCCUAUUGCUGGGGAGCCCAUCAUUAACCACAUUCUCCGCAUGUUCGUGAACCAAGGCAUCAAGCACUUCACUAUCGUUAUCGGCGCGCACGCCAACUACUUCAGCCCGGAGGUGCGCCAGGAACUCAUGCAUUUGGUGGGAAGCACCGCUUCAAAAUCGGCAGCAGAUGCUUCAGUGUCGGAAGUGGAUACGGAGCAAGACGAGACGCCGUCCAGUCGCGGGGGGAGCGAGAUGCAGAAGAGAAAUUCAGCAGGUCUGAGGUCCGCCUCUUUGCUGGAGAAAAAUUCAUGUUCGCUGUUGUUCGUCGAGAACAAUCUUUUCUGGAACAACGGGCCCGCGGAUUCGCUUCGUCUUGGAUACGAAUCUUUGAUGCGGAAGGAAAAGGAGAAGCCUACUCCUGCCGCCGGCCAUUUGGUCUACGUGUGCUAUGGGGACACCGUUUUCACGGACGUGGCGUUGCAGAAGCUGGUUGCUUUCCCGGCGCCGAAUGCUUUGUUGAUCGACAGGUCCAUAACGAUUGGCGGCGGGGCAGUGGAGUCUCCAGGGCUGCCGGGAAACAAUGGUUCUUCUCCACUCUCCGUGCAGCAACCGAGCUUCAGCUCGUCGCGAGCACAGAUGCAUCUGCGCGGCGCGAAGUCGCGAGAAACCGGGCUGCAGGAAUUGGAAUUGUGCUCGGUGACGCCCUUUCCGAAACACAACAGCUGGAAUCUGGUGGAUCAGAUUGGGAAGAACUUGAUUCAGCGUGGUAUGACGGCCUUCGGUGAAUUCACCGGAUUGUUUCGGGCUACAAACGAAACCAUGGAUCAGGCAUUCGGUGUGGGCGACAACUCUGAGGCACCCGCGGCCGCGGCUUCCUGUUUUUACGUUCCAGAUGUGCUUCGGAAAUGCAUUCUCGAGUACCAAACUGAAUUUUUCGCCGUGCCGAUUUUCGGAAACAGGCGGGAAAUCCACUCCAGCCAGGAUUUGCUGCAAGCAAACUCGGAGCUCUGUUAUCUGUCGGACCAGGUCGGCCGUAAGGAGUACAUCAAGGCCAUCGGUUCGCGCUUGCUUGCGGAGGCCAACGACCUGAAGCGCCCGGUGGAGAUCAUUGCGCAGGAGUUGAACUUUCCCGACACACUGCUGGACGACUUGCUGAACGGAAACGUCGAACUGGAGACCGCCCAGGAGAUUUUGCGGAAGGUGAACACAAACUACCCCGUCUCGCUGAAUGCGCUGUGGGUUGAGCCGGACGACUGCUUCAACGGUAUCCGGAUCUGCCGCGCCAAAGAGUCGGAGGUGAGUAAGCGGAUUCUGCACCGCAUAAACGGUAGAACUAACAAAAAAACGCCGUACUACGAGUACCGGGAUUGCGCCAUGAGCCGCUUGGGUCCCUUUCGCCCGGAGUGGAUCAAGGAGCUGCGUAUCGUGUCGGAUUCGGACCCGGAAAAUCCGGAAGUCGCGUUCAACAACGGGCACCUGCUGUUCCAGUCCACGUUCUUCAUCGGUCCGGUGAACUUCUACUACUCCGAGCCGGACGGCACGAAACGGUGCGUGGAAAUGAACACCGGCGACAGUAACUGGAUCGCGCCUUUCGUACCACACAGCUUCACCAGUCGGGAUGGCUCGAAAUUUGCCUGCAUCAUCGCGUGUACGUAUGGCAGCGGGAUCGUCGGUUGUCUGCAGUCCAUCGGAGGGCUGCACCACAGCGACGAGCAGGGAGAAACACAAACGACGUCGUCGACUUUCGGCGGAACUAAUGAACUUCUGAACAAAACACACCUCAACACGUACAGUGGAGACCUGCGCGACCCGUUGUCGCACUUUCAGGCGAAUUUGCUGCGCUACGCCCAGAACGAUGGGUUUCCGAAUCUGAAAGAAUUUGCGGACCGGUUGAUGAUGCAGAGCGACGAAAAAGGAGAAGGUACAGAACCGGAGCUUUCACAAACCGGCGCCAAUAAAGAAUCCGGGGCGCCGGCAAACUUCACCUCAGCCAUCGCGGAGCAAACGCGCAGACUGUGCGCAGAGGUGCUCGGCGUUAAGCGGUCUGAGUUGGCAUCAAAGUUCGACCCUGAAUCCAGAACUACGACGGCAGCUACAGCAGGGACACGCCUUCCGACUAUCGAGGAGUGCCGACUUCUCGCGAAGGAAUUGCACUGCCUACCAGAGGACCUGUACGUAGAAAGAGGCCUGGAAGAGCCAGUCGUGGUGUCGUUUCGCGGAAAGGGCGCGCUUCGAACUUGGAGCCGGACCCUGAAGCUUGAACGUCUAGCGAGCAGCGAGCACCACAGCAUGAUCAAAAGUUUCGAUGUCGAGAUUUGUGACGGAGACAGCGUUUUGGCAGCGGAAUCCUCUUGCGAGGAGGACUGGAUUCAAAUUGCGGUUCACAAUUUUGGGUACAACUACAGCGAGAAAGCGUUUUUGUUGGAAACUUUCAGGGAGAAAACAGUGAUCAAUCCCGGUGACUCGUUCUACGUGCAGCCACACAUACGACACCGUUUCCAGUUGCUGCACGCACAAACCCCAAGGACCACUGUUGAAACGAUGUUGAACGGAGACCAAUCUACUGGGAACGGUGCUUCUCCUCCUGCCAGCGCUCGCAUGUACCUGGUGCGAAUCCCCGGGGCGUUGACCCGGGAGCUGAUGCGGGAAGUAGCGCUCUGCGAUCAACGCGGGAAGGCUCGGAUUGGAAAUGAAAGUCGACGGUGGUACAACUGAGGUUUACUAGAGUGGGAGCUUUCUUAGAAGUUAGUUCGAAUUCGCUUUGUUGACGCGUCGUUUCUUCAUUCGACGACUCAUAAAGCAAAAACACACAGAACAUCGAGUACAGGACGUUAAACGUUUACAGAAUAUGAAUAGAUGACUGGUGGACGCCGUUCCUUCUCCGUAAAGCGAACUGAAAGUCCGUCAUCAUCUUGCAUUGUUUAUUUGCAAUUGCAUGAUGAAGUUUGCCGUACUAGAAAAGUGCAGCGACACAAACGCUCUCAAACAUAAAGGCGCAGUCAGCACAUUCAGCGAGUGAU